This is a messenger RNA of Gasterosteus aculeatus aculeatus (three-spined stickleback), 1856 nucleotides long. RefSeq names its product TAF15 RNA polymerase II, TATA box binding protein (TBP)-associated factor (gene taf15). Gene Ontology annotation, molecular function: RNA binding. Gene Ontology annotation, biological process: regulation of DNA-templated transcription. The record is from RefSeq and is a predicted model, not a curated record. Lineage: Eukaryota; Metazoa; Chordata; Actinopteri; Perciformes; Gasterosteidae.
AACAGGGGAAGAAGAAGCUGCUUAAGGGGGAAGUGUUGCAGUGUGCAGAUCAAUUCUGUGGCGCUGCGUAGAUGUCAACCAGGGUUUUUAGCAACUAAUCAGAAAAACAUAUUUCAUUGCAAUUUUUUAACUAAAUAUACAACGUCACAGAAUGGCCACUGAUUCAGGCUACGGUGGCUCGCAGAGCUACGGGUCAUAUGGAGGUCAGCAGAGUGGACAGGGUUAUGGACAAGGAAAUGGCAGUGGCUCUUACGGCGGGCAGAGUUACAGUGGGUAUGGACAGCCAGCCGCAGCAACACAAGGUAUAGCAGCAACUCAAGAUGCUUAUGGGCAGUCUCAGCCACCGAGCUAUGAUAAUUACGGACAGGCUCCAGCUGGGUAUAGCGACAAGCCGGCCGCUCCUCCAGGGCCUCCAGGUGCCUAUGGUACCCAGGUUCCAGGAGCAGACAGCUUUGGAACGCAAAACUCCUACGGUGCCCAGGGGCCACGAGGGGGUGGCGGCGCCAGCUACGGGCGAUGGAGUGAAGGUGACGACGGUGGUCAGGGUGGGAGUUUUGGACGAGACCGCGGUGAUCGCUCCGAAGGAGGGGGCUUCAGAGGCCGAGGCCGUGGUGGCUAUGACCGCGGUAGCUAUGACCGCAGUGGGGGAUAUGACCGCAGCGGUGGAUACGACCGUGGCGGAGGACCUCCUGGUAUGGGAGGUGGUGACCGUGGUGGCUACAAAAAUUACGGUGGCUCUCGUGACUUCGACUCAAGGGAUGAACCAGCUGGUGACACGGACAACUCUGACAACAACACCAUUUUUGUUCAGGGACUGGCAGAAGAAGCCACAGUUCAAGAAAUCGGCGAUUACUUUAAGCAGAUUGGUAUUAUAAAGGUAAACAAGAAAACUGGCCUGCUAAUGAUCAACAUCUACACUGACAAGGGCACCGGUCGGCCAAAGGGAGAAUGCACGGUGUCAUUUGAUGAUCCGCCCUCCGCCAAAGCUGCUAUUGACUGGUUUGAUGGAAAAGAGUUCAACGGCAAGCCCAUCAAAGUAUCUUUUGCUACCCGGAGAGCUGAGUUCACGCAGAGAGGAGGUGCGAGUGGAGGUGGAAGAGGGGGGCGAGGAGGUUUCAGAGCUCGCGGCGGUGGCGGAGGACCGAGCUUUGACAUAAAGGGAGGCGACUGGCCCUGUCCCAACAGCUCUUGUGGCAACAUGAAUUUUGCACGGCGGCAAGAGUGUAACAAGUGUGGCACUCCGAAACCAGGAGACGCAGGAGGAGACCGUGGAGGAAGAGGCGGUUAUGGCGGCGACAGAGGAGGUGGUGGCUUCAGAGGUCGUGGGGGCUUCCGUGGUGGAGACCGUGGAGGCUACGGAGGAGGAGGCGGCUUUGGUGGAGGGGGAUAUAAAAUGGGUGCAAGAGGCGACCGUAGAGACGACAGAAGAGAACGGCCAUACUAGGGGUCGAGUGGAUGGAAACCAUCUCAGCCGCUGAGUUCACCAUAGAUUGAGGGAGGGAAAAUUGGGGGGGAGGGGGAGGUACCGGCAAUCAGACAGUCUGAUUUGUGCACCCUUUUAGUAGCCAGUGCAUCCCAACUAUAGCUCAUGAAAGAGGGGGGGGUUGUGUUGAGCUACUGUAUAGGGACUCUGAGGCUGAUUGGCAUGUGGUCAAAUGUUUAGUUUUUUUCCUCUGCUUCUGUUUCAUUUCUUUGUACAUCUUUUUAAUUUCCUCUCCGAUUCUAGUUGCAGAUGUUAUUGUGAGGUAGACUUCGUAUCUUUGUUUUUGUAUGAACGGAUUACGUGUUUUACUUGGGUUUUUUUUUUUUUUUUUCUUAUUUUAUUCCUCAAAAUGACAUUAAAAGACUGAUCUUUU